AUGGGAGCCUCUUCCUUCGCGCUUACUUCGAAGCAGCAGAUUCUAUUAGCUAUACUACAAGGAAUCACCCAAGGUGUACUUAUCCCGUUGUUGAUCAGUUUCCUUACGUCCAAGCACAGCCACCGGCUGUGGUUCAAAGUCUAUGUGGUAUUCACCAACAUUCUAUCAUUGACACACACCAUAAUUCGUAUAGCAGAAGCUUUUUCAGCAUUGGAUCCUGUGCCGAACCUUUUACCUUUUGAGCUUAGCUCCAUAUUCGUCACGUGUAGUAUUGCUGCAUCCACCCAGGCCUUCUUCAUUUAUAGGUGCUGGCGAAUGUUUAACAAACGAACGAUAUUUGUCGUUCCAUUUGUCCUUGGCCUUUUCGCUGCACUUAUCUCUGGUGCCUUGAUUGGACUCUUCGCUGCUGGAGUGAUACACAGUACAUGGCGCACAAUCGAUACUACAUUGGCUGUAUGGAUUUUUAGUGCGUUUACGCUGGACCUUUGUAUGACCGUGACAACAACAAUUUAUUUGUACCGGCUGCGAGGAGAUCAUAACGAUAACGAUAACGUCUUUGUGACUGCUGGCACUUUAUAUGGGUUCGCCUCUGCAGCUAUGCCUCUGUGCUUGAUUGCUCUAGUCAUUCUUGAUGUAUAUGUUUUGCCCCAAAAAUUAAUACCAGCGCCGUUGGCUGCAGAUCUAUCCGAGAAAUUCUUGCUUAUGUCCUUGAUGAUAACAUUAACUGGACAAGGAUAUGUGCGAAGACAGCUUGAGCGGCCUCGUCGCGCUAGACUAUCCGGUCUCGCUAUAUCCCAGGGCACCACGGGACUUGUGAGCGAGCCUGUGUUCGCCUCAGGGUCGGUAGCUUAUGAACUUCAGGCUAGAAGUAUACUGGGUACCACAAGAUCUGGCUAUGGCAGCGACACUACAGGAAGAUAUCCGGGACCAGAGGAUGCGAAUAGAAGCUGUCUCUCUGUUAAUAAGUCCCAGAUGGCCGAGCCUAGCAAACCUAUUCAGGUCCAUCUUUCGCAGAAAUCGGUUGAUUUCAUGCCUUGA
This is a messenger RNA of Rhizoctonia solani, 1038 nucleotides long. RefSeq names its product oxidoreductase family protein. NCBI's taxonomy places the organism in Eukaryota, Fungi, Basidiomycota, Agaricomycetes, Cantharellales, Ceratobasidiaceae. The transcript has 14 exons. Bases 1 to 1038 code for a protein of 345 amino acids. The record is from RefSeq and is a predicted model, not a curated record.